UUUACAGUGUGUUCUGUUGUAUACUAAUCUUUAUUUCCAAUUUUAUUUUAGGCAAAUAUUUAUACACGCCAAAAUUAAUUUGCCUUUUCUAAGUAAUUUCAUUAGUCUGUAAAUCAAUCUUAUUAAAAUUUAAUUUAAACACACUGCUAAUCAGUAGUCACCCUCAUAUGAGAAUUGUGGUUAUGUCUGGCAUAGUAUCAUGCCAUGCUGAAUUCUUGGUUCUAACUAUUUUAGCUGCAUAGCCUAGGUAUUACUGAUAGGAGCCUUUAUGAAAAGUGUGUUAAAUCUUGUUCCAGAAAGUAUUUAAGUAUUUAUUCCAAAUUGGUUAAGGUUACUGUUGAAUAAGUUAGUUUCUAUAAGAUUUACACAAAUCUAAUGCCAAUUACUAAAAUCAACACUUAGGUUAGGCCUAUCAGCUCAAAAAAUAUUUGUGUGUAUCAUGUACCAACCUCAGAAACCUUUUGUUUCAAAUUUGGUGAGGACUAGGCCUAGCAAAAGUGAAAACUAAGAUUUAAAGACAUGUUUACUUUAGGAUUUUGAUUUGAGAAACCAGAACUUAAAUAGGUAAAUACCUGAAAACAAUUUGCUGAUGGCAUCAAUCGUGAACCUCAAAAUGACCUGAUAAGCAUUUGAGACAUAUUUGCUCUAAGUCACCAAGUACAAGUUUUGGUAUUCUGUUGAUUCCCACUAAUUAUUGACUCAAGUAAUGGUUAUAGAUGGAGGCCAUCAAGUAAUAGUGAAAGUGAAAUAGUUAUUGAGUUCGAAGACUACCAUUACUGACUCAAACAUCAACCAUCUUUAGUAGCCUAGCCUGUGUCGGCCCGCCAUACCAAGCAUUCAGCAAUCUAUCACAUCCACAAGUAGUUUUACCGCAGCUGUGUCAGGAAGUCCACAAUGGCUUGCAGUCUAGCCGACUUUCCGUCACUCCCAGAAGGGACUCAGAUACCAAUGUGCCUAAUUGAAGGAAAGGUCCAGUACAGCACUCCCGAUUUUACCAAUGUUCACAUUUACACAACUUCGGUUUCUUCUCAUCCACAUGUUUUAAUUUCCAAUGAUGUGUUGCAUCCAGCAAUGUCUAAAGAAGACAGUAACCGAGUUUUUCUGCCAGUCUCACAAACGCUUUGGAAAAAACUACAGCAAUCAUGGUAUGAAAAGGGGUUUGUGUCAAUGUUAGAAAUUGCUUCCAACCCAAAAGAGAACCAAGGCUUUUUCGUUUUAGAAUUUGUAGCAAAACGAACAUUGUCUGCAUUGAAAGUAGCAUCUAAAUUUUACAGCCUUAUCCCAGGAUAUAAAAAGAAGGAAAGUGGAGAAGUACUUGCACCGAUGUUGUCUCAAAAUCCAGUUUAUUCUACAAGUAACAUACGCUGCUUGGCGUGGCAUCCACACUGCAUAAAGCUAGCAGUUGCUGCAAGUGAUGACUCUAUUAGGAUAUAUUCAGAAAAUUCCCAACUCAUUCCAUUACUUAAAUGCAGAGGGCAACAUUUGAUAUCUUCAAUGGCUUGGAGGCCUCUGUGCGCAUCUGAACUGGCUGUGGGCUGUGAACUGGGGGUUGUGAUCUGGCAUAUAGACCCUAAUUCAGUCAUCACUCGCCCCUCAGCAGCCAAUACCCAAGUCUUGAGUCGACCCAACCACACGUAUGUCACAAGCCUGGCCUGGAGCCCUCAUGGUGACCUGCUUGUGAGUGGCAGUGCGAGUGACAACACCAUGUAUGUCUGGGCAGUCGGCUUGGACAAGGCUGUGCCACUCAAGAGAGUUGGAGGCGGAGGAAUCAGUUUUGUUUCAUGGUCGCCCGACUCUCUCAAGCUGUUUGCAGCAACCACUAAUUUGGUCUUCAGAGUGUGGGAGACGUGUCAAUGGGAGCCUGAUCGCUGGACUCUGGCUACAGGUAGAGUCGUGUCAGCUGUCUGGUCUCCCUGUAGCUCCCUGGUGCUGUUCGCAGUGUCCCUCGAACCUGUCAUCUACUGUCUGAGCUGCGGUGUAGCGAGCAGUGUAUUCCAGUCCGAGGACAGGCGAGGAGCCACACCCCUCAUCGACCUUACACCUGUUGAACUGGACUCAGGGGAAAGAGUUGGUGGUGAAGUUAGCAGCCUGGCUUGGGACAAGAAAGGAUGUUAUCUUGCUGUGACAUUUAAGAAUUGUGAUAUAAUCGCUGUUUUUAUGACAUCUUUUGUACAAAAUUUGAAAGUGUCCCCUUGUUGUUUUAUAAGAGGUCUGGUUAGUGAAUCUCCGGCUGUAAUCGCUUUUCAAGAAAAUUUCGCGGAGGGUGCCAAUCUUACAAUUGGAUGGUCAAGUGGACGAGUUCAAUAUUUUCCUAUAGUAUUUACUGAGCUACACUCGAAUGAGAAAAGCUACGAGGCCGACAUGUUGGCUUAUGAUCUUCCUGAUGUGUCAACUACAUUUACACCUUCUGCCUCAUUUGUAGGAUUCAGUUAGCUUAAAUCUUGUAAAAAACAAUUGUCUCUGAAAAGAUAUAGUGUUAAUAAUGUGCCUUAGUAGACUUCAGUUUUAUUUAUAUUUAUUUUGUAUUAUUAAAGGAUUUUUAAAUUAA
This is a messenger RNA of Homalodisca vitripennis (glassy-winged sharpshooter), 2548 nucleotides long. RefSeq names its product aladin-like. Gene Ontology annotation, cellular component: nuclear pore. Bases 895 to 2433 code for a protein of 512 amino acids. Lineage: Eukaryota; Metazoa; Arthropoda; Insecta; Hemiptera; Cicadellidae. The record is from RefSeq and is a predicted model, not a curated record. The transcript has 11 exons. Gene Ontology annotation, biological process: nucleocytoplasmic transport. Gene Ontology annotation, molecular function: protein binding.